Molecule: messenger RNA, 3056 nt
Organism: Biomphalaria glabrata
Lineage: Eukaryota; Metazoa; Mollusca; Gastropoda; Planorbidae
Exons: 22
Coding region: 46-2715 (889 amino acids)
Source: RefSeq, a predicted model, not a curated record
UAUAUAUAUAUGUAGAUUUUGAAUGUAGAUUAGAAAUAGGACAAAAUGAUCAUCAUUCUGUUGAUACACUACAUCUUUGUGCUAACAAUCAGUUGGCAUGUUAUUGCAGUCAGCCUGUCAAUGGGCAAAGAGUAUUUGAUUUCCACUCCCGCAAUUGUCUCUUCCAGUGGAGCCAAACAAGUUUCCUCCAUCACUAUGUACCUUGUGACCUAUGUUCCUCCUAUACAGUUAAGCUUUUUAGUUCAUUGGACACCACAAAGCAAAAACAAGAAAAUCCCGAACUAUGUGAUCGCUUCAAAAGUCUACACGAUAGUUGUGGACCCAAUAUAUUGUUACAACAAGCUCCCUGGUAUACGGUGGACCUUCCAUUUGAUAGGGUCCAACUAUUUUGGAUUGGUUGUGAGCCUUAUGGAACAUGGCGCCCCCCACAUGGAGACAUUCGUCCCGUUACCUGUAGCUGGUUGGGGAAAGGAAUACUUCGCUGUGACAAUGGGGUACAGAUACUCCAUCAUCAUCAUCGCUAACGAUGGGCCGAACCAAAUUUUUUUUACCAUAAACGCAGCGAAGCGUGACUUCCGCAUGAAGUUCGACAAAACACAUUUUGAGGAUGGGGAGAUCUGGAGUAUUGAACUGAAAAAAUUUCAGUCUUACGCGGUGACCAACUGUGCUGAGGACACCUUCGUGGGCUCACUUACAGGUUCAUACCUACGAGGGACCCACGCCUUUGGGGUGGUCACUGGCAAUUGUUUGUCACAGACGGACGAUGAGGCAUGCGGUGUCAACCAGAAUGAGCCGGACGAUAUCUCGUUUAACUUACUGGCAGAGAUGUUGCUGCCUCGUGAGAGCUUCGGCAAGACGUUCAUUUUAUUUCGGCACCCACGCCCGGAGACAAAGGGCCACUACAUCAUUGUGGCGGGCAGCGACAACACGUUCGUGAAACUUUACAACGAGACACUGGGAACUUUCGGCACUCUCAAACUACAGGGCGUGGGAUCGUGGCACAAGACGGAGGCCACAUCUUGCUACAUGACCAGUAACAAGGGUAUCCAAGUGACCUAUGUCCUGGCCUCGUCGUGUAAAGGAAUGCCAAACGACGCUCCUAGUUUGUGCAACCUUAUACCAGUCGAGUUGUUUUACUUUAAGUACCUAUGUAGCGUUCCCAAGAACCAGGAAAUGUUCCACUAUAUUCUGUACACCGUGGAACUGAAAGCUGGUAAAGACAUCCGGUUGGACUUCGCUGCAAAUACUUCCAGUUUCUCCCAGCAAUACGUGCGAGGUAACAACGCCUGGAGAACCUACUCCGCCACUGUGCUGCCAGGCUCCAGCUUCGUCAUCUACUCAACACAGUCUACCUUUGGGUGCUACUUGUUCGGGUGGAGCGCCCGGGCCACCUACAUGCACCCUGCAGGGUUUAUAUCUUCGCCAAUCAACCUGGUUUGUAUCAAAAGUAUUAAAAAAAUGAGACCCUUGGAUCUUAUUGACAAUGACUGCGAUGGGAAAAUAGAUGAAGAAAUCAACAACCAAAUUGAUGAUGAUGGAGAUGAACUUAUUGAUGAAGACUUAAAUAUUUUUACAGACAAUAACACAGUUCGGACAAUGUCAUUGGUUGACUUCUUGUCAGCGACUCCAAACUUACCAGAGACAACGAUGACACCAAAAUGGUCACAAAUGACCACCAUCCCCCAAAGUGUAAACAGUUCCAGGCCUUCAGGGAAUAGCAGUAUCUCUUCCAGAAUUUGCACCACGCCCUAUCAUUACGGAGAGAACUGCCGCUACAGCUGUAAGCAUUGUUUAUCAGACUGUGACAAGGUCAACGGCUCAUGUGAUGAUUGUUACCCAGGAUACGAGGAUCCGGAACUCGCUUGCACCACAGUGCAAGGAAAAUAUGGUGACUGGUCCCAAUGGCAUUGCUUACAAAAUUGUAAGGAUACAAGCAUGGUGAAACAGAGGUUGUGUAAAAAGUCUUCCAAAUGUUCCGGGGACAUAGUGGUCAGACGAUACGGGAAUUGUUACAGAAAAAUGUGCCCAGAAAGUUGUCAAAAGUUUACUUGGGGUGUUUACUGCGCUCAUGACUGCUCAAACUGCGGUGAGGACUGCAACAAGUUUAACGGGUCUUGCAAAUGGUGCAGAGCUGGAUUCAAAGGACACGACAAAGCCUGUGCAGACACUUGUGGGUUUAAUGAGUUUGGAGUCAACUGUAGAGGCAACUGCAAGGCUGUUUGUGGUGAGGAUUGCAUGGACAGAAAAGAAGGAUUCUGCCACGGAGCAAAGGUAGAUUUGCAACUGGUAGCCGUAGUCAUUUCACUUUUUGCCAUAGGCCUGGCCAUCAUCACCUACUCUUAUAUCUAUUUUCGGAGUACUCAAGAAGAUAUGGUGAUCAUGAACGCCAUUUCUGUCACAGGGCAAUCGAACUCUCGAGGCGCAAUUUCUGGAUCACAAAGCCGAUCCAUCGCCAACAAAAGUCUUGCCCAGAGUCGUUCCCAGCUCAGAACCGAAGCAUCCGGCCCGCUACCUCAGCGGUCCACAAACACGCUGCCAAACGCCAACUCAUCCACCGCAGACGGUUUCGGUAACAUCGACGUCGGGAACUCAGAGAGGUCUCCUAAACCUCAGCCCAGCAGACAGGUGUCGUUCAACAACAAGGUUCUGACUUCGGUGAUCAAGACGCCCAGAACUGUCCCAUUAAAGGGCUAUCAAUCCCAGACUCGGGUCUAGACGGAAAUGAUAGUGACGUGACGUACUCUACGCCUUAGCAACAAAUAAACAUGGAGGCCAUUGACGUUGUACACAAACUUUGUAUUGACUUUGGAAACGGAGUGUGUGGCAGAGUGGCAUACAACACUUUGUUAUCUGAGUGGGCAUGGGUUUGAAGAUCGAUGGAGACUUGGACUAGUCCGUGUGAUUUACCCACCAUUUUGUCAUGAUGAAAUAAGAUUAUUAAGUGACAAUGAGCAAGAGUAAUAAUCAGUCGGAAGAUUAUAGUCAACAGUUAUUUGUUCCUGUCGAGGUAGCCACUGCUACAUGGCAUGUGAAGAAGUUUUAAGAAAUUGUAACAU